AUGCCGUGGCUCAGUCAAGAAUCUUACCCUCUCCCUCAGAAAGAUCUCAUCUCGCUCGUCUUUGACGAAUGUAAAUAUGACCCUGAUAAGCCGGUCUACCACGAUCUAGAAAACCCCAAUCGCACCAUAUCAUGGCGACAAGGGCGGACGCUCACGAGGAAACUCGCCGCGGGAUUCCGCAAGGCUGGGCUGCAGAGGGGCGAUUGUUUUAGUAUUGCUGCGUUCAACGAUAUCAUGUAUUCGAUGCUCUUCCUCGGCGGAGUGGCGGCCGGUGGUAUUUUCAGCGGCACGAACCCAGCGUACCAGAUCUACGAGAUCCGGCACCACAUCCGCACGGCGCAAGUCAAGAUGUUCAUCGUCGAACCCGAAGUGCUGUCCCCGAUCCUGGAGGCGGCAUCCCUCGAGGGAAUCGCGCGGGACAAGAUCUUCAUCUUCAACCCGCUCCCGCACCAGAAGGUUCCCCAGGGGUUCCGGAGCUGGGAGUGGCUUCUGCAGCACGGGGAGGAGGACUGGGUACGGAUCACCGACCUCGAAGAGCUGCAGUCCACGCAGGUGGCGCGGCUCAACACUUCUGGCACCACGGGGCUGCCCAAGACGGCCAUGCAGAGUCACUACAACGCGACAUCAUGGCACACGAUGCUGCACGAUAUAUCCCCGGUGCCCUGGGAAGUGCGCAACCUCUACACCCUGCCGGGAUUCCACGUGGCCACCGUGCCCCUCGUCCACGCCUGCCCAUUCAUCACGGGUGACCAAUGCUGGAUCAUGCGGCGGUUCGAGCUCGAAUCCUUCCUCGCCGCACUCGAACGCCACCGCAUCACAAACAUCGGCAUCGUCCCGCCCUUGGUGAUUGCCAUCAUCAUGUCUCCGCUCCGCCACAAAUACUCACUCCGAAGUCUCCGCAAGAUCAAGUGCGGCGCCGCGCCCCUGGACGCGGUCUCGCAGAAAAAGUUCCAGGACCUGUGCGCCCCGGACGCCAGCUUCACUCAGGUCUUUGGCAUGACCGAGACGACAGGUACCAUAAGCCAAUUCUUUGGUACCGAGAGGGACGAGACCGGGUCCGUGGGGAGUCGGUUUCUGCCGAAUACGGACGUCAAAUUAAUCGACGACCUCGGCAGGGACAUCACCGCCUACGACGUCGAAGGCGAGCUGUGCGUGCGCGGCCCCACGGUGAUUAGAGGGUACUUCAACAACCCUAGCGCAAACGCCGCCGCGUACGAUGCCGAGGGAUACUUCAAGACCGGGGACGUGCUGUACUGCGACGGCAAGACCAAGAAGUGGUAUAUCGUGGAUAGGAAGAAGGAACUAAUCAAAGUCCGGGGCUUCCAAGUGUCCCCCUCGGAGCUGGAGGCCGUGCUCCUCUCACACCCCGGAAUCGUCGACUGCGCCGUGCUGGGCUUUCGACCCAAGGGCCGUCCCGUACAUGCAGACGAGUUGAUUCGCGCGUACGUGGUGCGACGUCCUCCGGAGGAGAGGGGGGACGAUCCAUCGGCGCCGUCAUUGACAGAGGACAACGUCAAGCAGUUCAUCCGCAGCAAUCUCGCCAGCUACAAAUCGCUGACGGGCGGGGUGGUCUUUGUGGACGAAAUCCCAAAGAGUCCCAGUGGGAAAAUCCUCAAGAGGGUCUUGAAGGAGCAAGCUGAAAAGGAGCAGGAGCUGGAACAGGAGCGGGGAACGGUGGCGAGGGCCAAGUUAUAA
Fonsecaea multimorphosa CBS 102226 is the source of this 1695-nucleotide messenger RNA. RefSeq lists its product as uncharacterized. NCBI's taxonomy places the organism in Eukaryota, Fungi, Ascomycota, Eurotiomycetes, Chaetothyriales, Herpotrichiellaceae. The transcript has 6 exons. Bases 1 to 1695 code for a protein of 564 amino acids. Gene Ontology annotation, biological process: secondary metabolic process. The record is from RefSeq and is a predicted model, not a curated record. Gene Ontology annotation, molecular function: CoA-ligase activity.